Phlebotomus argentipes is the source of this 3790-nucleotide messenger RNA. Its product is annotated as regulating synaptic membrane exocytosis protein 1-like. Lineage: Eukaryota; Metazoa; Arthropoda; Insecta; Diptera; Psychodidae. The coding region runs from base 330 to 1253 and encodes 307 amino acids. Gene Ontology annotation, molecular function: small GTPase binding; transmembrane transporter binding. Gene Ontology annotation, biological process: positive regulation of synaptic transmission; regulation of membrane potential; regulation of synaptic plasticity. Gene Ontology annotation, cellular component: cytoskeleton of presynaptic active zone; presynaptic membrane. The transcript is spliced from 2 exons. The record is from RefSeq and is a predicted model, not a curated record.
UAAAUCACUUUCCAGAUCAAAGGCACAAAUCUCAAUUGCAUUUCCUCGCUUACUCAACUGCAAAUACAAAAAUAUGCAAAUUUUCCUGAACUCUCGAAUCCUUUUUGCCUUUCCGUCUGCACGAUUUGGAUUUCAUUGGCGAGAGAGACGCACUGUGCGCAAUGUUGGCAUGCUCGUGAUUCGAUUUCUGUUCCCCGGUCGCGGAGGAGUUGUUGUGCUGGACGGAGGAAUUGAGGAGGCGCAGUGCUGUGGCAUCACGAGGCCGAGGAGGAGAGCCGCUGCCCUGUCUCACCACCGUCCAUCCUUUGUUGUCCCUCUAGGAGCAAAUUAUGCGGGAGAGUCAGGUGUCCGGGCGCGUUCAGUUGCAAGUGUGGUACCACGGCGAGCGUAAGGAGUUGGUCGUCUCUCUGAUGGCGGCUGAUGAUCUGGCGCCUCGGGAUGAGUUCUGCGGCUUCGGCAACCUGCCCGAGGCAUACGCCAAAGUGCGAAUUGCCCCCAGAACGAGCGACGGUUUUAUUGCGCAAACUGAGGUCUCAGCGCCAACGGUGAACCCCAUCUGGAAUGCCACGUUAACGUUCUCUUCCAUCACGGAGAAAGAGCUUACGGGCAGAGCGCUGGAGAUUGCGCUGUGGGAUCUCAUUCCCUACGGCGAGAGCACAUUCUUGGGCGAGUGCAGUGUGGACAUUGAGAAGGCCUUCCUUGAGGACCGCGCCAUAUGGUAUCGCCUGCAGGAUCCCAAGCACAUCCGGGCCACGAUGUACGGCAGCUCGAGCAGUAUUAACAGGAGCGCUUUCGCGUCACCGCGCGGCUCUAUAAGUGAUCUGCAGCGUUUGCACCAUCGCAAUCUGGUCGGUAGUCGCGACAGUAUCAAGCGAUCCGUGUCCGAGGACGUGGACUAUAUGGGCGGAUCUUUCCUGCAUCCCAACCACGCGUGGAUGCCGGGCUCGCGGCGCGGUUCGUCGCAGUCGGAGACACUCGAGGUGGAAGUGUAUCAGCUGGUGAAGGACUUCUCCAAGAGUCUCCCCGGUUCGCGGCGGUCGUCGUUCCAGGACAGGGACGGGAAUCCGCUGCCCGAGAGCGAGCACCACUCGUCGCACGGACACCUGAGGACCAGCCGACGAUCCUCGUCUGUGCACCACUAUGAUCCGGACGACCUGUUCGUGGAGGGCCGCAAUGUGCGCUACACUGUGGACAAGUACGGUGCGUCGAAGAGCAUUAAGCAGAGUCGGAUGUACUUCGACAGAUCGAAAUAGUGUGAAAUGACAGCGAAACUCAAUCAAUUGAUCGACUCCAAAACGACUCUUAUAAGAAUGCAAAACCCCAUAAAAGUAGAAUUGUAGCUGGUCAUAGACAUUGUUAGGCGACACUAAUCAAUAACAUUAUAUAGGGAUUAAAAUUAAAUGUGACUCACUUUAACUUGAUGGCAAAGCGACAAUCUAACGUAGGAACUCUUAACUUUAAGGACUAUUAUCCCAUUACCUGUCAUUGAUACUCAUUAGACCUCCCGAGCCUGAUGGUCCUUCUUUUCCGUGCCCGUGAAAAGGGAGUGACAGUUUUGGUAGUUUUAUGACAAUGAGAACUUACGAAUUUUUAACUAUAUCUUGGAAAAUCUCUCUUCGACAUAUCAAAAGACGAAUAAAUUCACGUGAGAAAUGGCACGAGUUCAAUAAUCAACUUCGAAAGCCUAAAACUUUGACGGUUUAAUGACAAUAUUAAGGAAACAGAGAGAGUUGAAAAUCUAGGGUUUCAAUUCAAUAGUGGUAAAAAUUCAGGAUGAAAGAUUUUCUGCCUAAUUAAUGAUUCUAUGAUUAUUGAGCAAUCGUACAAUUUCUCACGACUCACUUUUAAAGGAAAUAAACCCCUUCUUAACUCACGUGUGCUUCUUAUCAUCACAAUCAUUGUACAAUAGAGGAAAAUUCUCUAUACAAUUUCACAAAGAAAAAACAACGGAAAGCUCAGUCAAAGUGCAAAAAGGACAACCACGAAAGAUAUCUAAAAUACAAAUAAACUUUAAAUGUGAUUUAGAAAAUGUUACACACUUCUCAAAGUAUUUUUGUGAAAGAAGAGAUUGAUAUCAGAGGGAGAAUUUGAAAUCAGUAGGCGGGAAUUUGAAUAAUUUUCACAAUUGCUGCAAGGAACAAUAAAUUCAUUGACGUGCUAAAAGGUGAUUUCCGCGCGUUUUCAGCCCAUGGGUGAAAAGGAAGGGACAGAGGAACGUGAAAUGAAAUUCCGCAUAUAGGCAACGAGAUUAGAUUUUGUGUUGAGUGUGAAGAAAAGGGCAUUUGUGACAUGCAAAGGAAUUUUUAUGCUUUCUACCUGAAAAAUUUUAAUGAGAGUUCUUGUCGCAUUGGCGAGAAAAGUGGGAAGAAUUAGUGUUUAUUUUUGGCAAGGAGAAAAGUGUAAAAUGCUCGAAAGCACGAAAUGUUAUCGGAAGUAUGAAUUUAAAGGAAAAAGCUCUGCAUUUAAAGAUGUUGAAAAGCUGGGAAAAGGGAGAAAAUCAUAAAACUAUUCGCCUAUUGACUGUUCUAACACAUAAUAAUAUUGUAAAGGAAAAUCAUAAGAUUCUCAAAGAUGCCAAUUUUUGGUUUCUACUUAAUAGAAUAUCUUAAUAGUUACACAGUUGUUGUUUGUGUCACUCUAGAACGAGAGCUUCUUAGAGUAAGUUAAUCUAGCCUAGAGUGGAUUUGCUCUAAGCAAUCCCAAUCAAUGCUCUAGGCAACGUAGUCAGACCCCUUGAAAUACGAUGAAGACAAUCUGCCGAAGUGCAAAGACAUGAAGAGCUCACAGGAUAGGUGGAAAAUUUUCGGAAAAAUACAUUUUCAAAAAAGUAUUUGUGUAAAGUUAGAUUUUUGAAUAAAUUACGACACAAACUCUCUUAAUUAUUUCUCUAAAAUGAAGUUAACAAAGAGGUGCUAAUUCAGUAAGAAAUAUUAAUUGUACAGUUAAAGAGAUAUUUUAGUAAUGUAAUUAUUCAUUCUUUGAAAAUAUUUUACUGGAAAGAAACUCAACAUUGAGAAGAUUAUCACAAAGACUGUGAAAUGCCCUACUUUUUGUACACUUAGACUUUCUUUAGAAGCAAACCAUCGGCACUAAUAUAUCCUAGAAUUAUUCGAUUAAGAAAAAAAUCUUGCAAUCACUUUUACUCUUAGACUCUCUAUGAAAACUUUUUGUAGAAGAAACUGUAGUAGAGAAAGGUAAUUAUUUUGAAAGUGACCUUAUUGGUAGAGAUAAUAAUUUAUUAUACUAAAUAUUCUUUGAGCACGUGCAUUUUUUGAACGGAUCUGUAAAUUUGUUAACCACUUUGACGAAAGUUUCCGCAAUCGUGAGCUCUUCUUUUGCACUAAUUUCCACACAAAAUUCCCAUGAAAACCCCACCGAUGGAGUCUUUUUUUCAGUUGAUCUCUCAAAAACAUUUCACCACAAAUUAAUAUGGUUUCCGAGGCAAUAAAUGCUGGAAUGUUCCUCGAAAUUCGCCACAAAUUGUGAUUUCACGUACAAUACAAUGGAAGCGAGUGUAACUCAAAUUCUUCUCUCCAGCCACUGAAAAGAGCAUUGAAAGAAACCUAAAGAAAAAGUGAGCAGACAGAAGAUUUCCGCUGCUGGUCAAUUUCUAGAAACACAAACAAAAAUUGUGCCAAUGCAUAGGAAUUAAGUGCAAAAAAAACCUAUAAAGAACAAGACAUUAAAACAUAUAUAGAGCUAUUUUUGUUAUAGUCUGUAUCCAAGAUGAAAAAGUCACUGUAGAAAAGAGUAAAGGAAAUAUGCAGUGUUGAAGCAGAGAGAGAUAAAA